GUAACUUAAUGGUGAUCUUCGUGGUGACGUUUUCUCGGCGGUUACGCAGCAUCACGAACUUCUUUCUGGCGAACUUGGCGGUGGCCGACUUCUGCGUGGGCAUAUUCUGCGUUUACCAGACGCUCACCAACUACUUGAUGAACAGCUGGCAGCUGGGCAAUUUUCUCUGUAAGGUGUAUAUGUUCGUGCACGCGCUCUCCUACACCGCUAGUAUACUGAUCCUCGUGGUCGUGUGCAUGGAGCGUUACUUAGCCAUCGUUUAUCCCAUCAAAUGUCGAUCCAUGUUGACCAGAAGUCGUCUUAGGAUAGUGAUAGGUGUGGUGUGGAUACUGGCGGCAAUAUACGCCUCGCCCAGGUUCUUCUACGUCGAGACAAUCAGCAAUCGUCUCAGUACCGGCGACAUCGACAUCAUCUGCAUCGCCAAUAUCAAGAAACACAACAAGAAUCUUCUGGACGUGGUGAACCUAGUGUUUCUUUAUCUCCUGCCGCUCUCUCUUAUGUGUUGCCUGUAUACCAGAAUCGCCGUCGGACUCUGGAAAAGCAGCGCCGCCCUCAAUGGACCCGGCCUGGUAGCCAAGAGCAGAAACGGUCGUGUCCACCACGUGCACACAUUGAGCAAGAACGUUCUAAAGGCGAGACGCGGCGUUAUCAGAAUGUUGAUCGCGGUGGUAAUGAUGUUCGCCGUGUGCAACCUGCCGCAACAAGCGCGCAUCGUCUGGCGACAUUGGGGCACCAACUACGACAACACGUCGGACUUCAGCACCUUGCUGACAGUGUCAACCUUCCUGAUCUCGUACAUGAAUUCCUGUCUGAAUCCGCUGCUGUACGCUUUUCUGUCGCGAAACUUUCGCAAGGGUAUGCGCGAGCUAUUGUACUGCAGGGGCGCGAAAAGCCGGGGCAGCGCCUUGGCGAUGGUGUGCGCCAGCGGCGACCACAAUCGCCACGAGAACGGGGCCAGCACCAACAUGCCUCACAGCUCGGUCGUGCGGUUGAGCUCGAUUCAGGAUAGCCCGUGCACCACGCAGACCAUCGCUCGGCAUAGCACUUACAAGAACACCUAGUGAAUCACCGCGUUCACGACGGAAAACAGAUCGUGAGAUCUCGACUUCGCACAGGGUACUCCAGGAGAGCUGACGGAAUCCUUCUCAGGGAGAGACACAGAAUGUUUUUAAGACAGUCUACAUUUUGAACUCUCGGCUUGUUUAUUUUGAAGAGACUAAGACAAAGUGUUGUG
Messenger RNA from Pseudomyrmex gracilis, 1234 nucleotides. Its product is annotated as trissin receptor-like. The record is from RefSeq and is a predicted model, not a curated record. Gene Ontology annotation, biological process: G protein-coupled receptor signaling pathway. Bases 9 to 1061 code for a protein of 350 amino acids. Gene Ontology annotation, cellular component: plasma membrane. The transcript is spliced from 2 exons. Lineage: Eukaryota; Metazoa; Arthropoda; Insecta; Hymenoptera; Formicidae. Gene Ontology annotation, molecular function: neuropeptide Y receptor activity.